Rhinocladiella mackenziei CBS 650.93 is the source of this 1467-nucleotide messenger RNA. RefSeq lists its product as uncharacterized. Gene Ontology annotation, molecular function: catalytic activity. The coding region runs from base 1 to 1467 and encodes 488 amino acids. Lineage: Eukaryota; Fungi; Ascomycota; Eurotiomycetes; Chaetothyriales; Herpotrichiellaceae. The transcript has 3 exons. The record is from RefSeq and is a predicted model, not a curated record.
AUGGCUUCGACCUUCCUAAGCCAAGUCUUGGAGCGGACGUCCUUCUACUCCUUCGGUGUCUUCAAUUUCUUCUUGUUUCUGGGCUUGUUCAUCAAAAAUGGAACGUUCUUCAAGAAAGAUUCCGAGCAGGAUAGACUCCAAUAUGCAAUUGACCAAGAUCGAUUCUGGAACCUCUCCAAGCAACCUCUACCUGGCUUCAGACACUUCUUCUACACCCUCCGCAAUAGUCUCAAACUACACUACAUUAGCAAUCGAGAGAAGCCCUCGGGAGACAGCUUGAUUGUUUUCCUUCAUGGUUUCCCCGAUACUUCAAUGAUAUGGAGACAUUUGAUGCAAGAGCCGGCUAUGCCAAUACCAGACGUCACUCUAGUCUGUGUCGACUUGCCAGGUUAUGGAGGGAGUGAUAGUUUCAAGAAAUACGACACCGAUGUUUUGGAGGCUCUUGCAGAAUUUGUGGUUGCCAUGAGGGAUAAGUACGUUCUGCCGGACGAAUCUGAAUGGGUCAAUACAUUCAUUGUUGGCCACGAUUGGGGUUGCGUUCUUGGAUUUCGUCUAGCAGCAGAGGCCCCAUGCCUAGCAGAACGAUUUAUCUUGACGAACGGCCCACAUGUUGAACUGGCCGUUGCCAACAAAGAUCGUAUCCUGAACUCGGCAUCGAAGAUUUUCAAGCAAUUCCGACAUUCCCCCAAGCAUCAUUUUGGAUGUCUGUCGAAAUCCGUGAAAACUUUGCAGCCAUUACUGGUGCAAACCAUGUUGAUGGGUUAUAUCUUCGUGUUCAAUCUACCCUCUGUUUUCGUGAAAUACAUGGGCGUCGCCGGAAACUUCUCCUUUAUACGAGGAGUUAACCGGUUGGGGUAUGGAAGAGGUUCGAACGAGUACCGGGUCCAAGAAUGCAUGGCUUCAUCCUUCGGACCUGGUCCGGAGGAAUGCAAGACAUCAAUCCCAUCUACUAGUAACGACAAAGGAGAAACUUAUGGGCCCAGUGUCUUGGAAAGAGCCAAGUCCCCCCAAGACGCUUUCUGGAAUAUGACUGGCUACUAUCGUGAUGGAGCAGGAUGGAGACCAUGGACCAAAUCGCUCGAAACCAUCACUGACUUGUAUGCCCUGGAGACUUCGGCUUCCGAAUCAAGUUCUCCUGGCCGCCGUCGCUCAUCGGUGUCCAAUCCACUCUUUGUUGAUCAAUACAGGGGAAGUCUGAAAUCACCUGCAUAUGUUCUCUGGGGAGAGAAGGAUCAGGCUUGUUCGAGACCAAUUUGCUUGGAUGGACUCGGAGAUUAUUUGGCCAAAGACAGCGAAGUGACAAUCCUACCGAGAAGUGGUCAUUGGACGCCAGUUGGACGAGAAUCUCGAGUAGCGCUUGCUACCGUUAUUGGUUUGUUUGCAGGGAAGGAUGCAAAGCCUGUGCCAAAGAUGACCACCGAAGUACAAAACGUUUACGAUGGUGCAGUUCUCAUGGUGAAGAAGUGA